Polychytrium aggregatum is the source of this 1683-nucleotide messenger RNA. RefSeq lists its product as uncharacterized. The coding region runs from base 1 to 1683 and encodes 560 amino acids. The transcript is spliced from 10 exons. NCBI's taxonomy places the organism in Eukaryota, Fungi, Chytridiomycota, Chytridiomycetes, Polychytriales. The record is from RefSeq and is a predicted model, not a curated record.
AUGGACUCCACAGUGGUAUGCACACUUGAUGGGCUGCUAUAUCAACCCUCGACACUCAUCAAGGUCAAGGCCCGGUUUGGGGCAGCGGCCGCAAUUAUCGAUACCGCAACGAUGCGGCCUCUGGCCACCACCAAAGAUGGACUGGUGUGCCUCGAGGGCGGGGGAACCUAUACCGUCGUGGACUCACUCCGGAUGAUGGAGGCCCAGAUCGGCAAGACCGCAUCCCUUGACGAGCUUGUAUUGAAAGCAUCGCCUAUUGGCUUCAAUCCCAAGGGACGGCGAGCUUCGGACUGGUCGCUGACGAUAUCGACCGAGAAAGCAAAGCUGGGCUCUGGCACACGAAGAACCUCAGACGGGAGCUUUGCUCUCGGCUCCAACCGUGUCGAAGUGGUCUCGGAAUCCAAUUUGAACAAAAAAGAGCCCCAUGCUCGCGCAAAGUCGUAUGAUCAGAUCCGAAAGCCAAGCGAAAGCUCGUCGUUCUCGAACUUGCUGGCCCAGAUUCGCACACGGAAGCGUGGGGGCAGCACCCCGGUCGAUAAGGCUAUCCCUGAACUCGCGCCAAUCGACACCUCCGUGGUUGUCAAGAACGACGAUGCUCUAUCCGAGGCCGAUGAGGUCUCGCUGGUGGAUUUUCUGGGUGGCCCAAGCACCUCGCAGCCAUCUUCGGCCCGCCAAGCUUCGCUGCCGACAUCACCCAUAGCCCUGGGGGCAUCGCUCAGUGCAAGCACAACAACAGACUACCUCAAGAACAUCCCCGAAUCUCCGCGCUCAUUAUCGCCGUCAGUUUCUUCCAACACAUUACCUCGGAUGGCAACCCAUAACAAGCGAACGUCGUUUCAGACCCAGGCACCUGGGUUCAAAGCGGAAAAUGGACUCUUUAUUGCCAUUUCCAAAGCCCAGUUCAGCAAGCACAUGCUUCCACAAAUGAGCGACAUUGCGUGCACACUCACUUAUGUGCACGACGAUCAAACCCUACAACCAGUCUGGGUGGCACUGACGGACUACAUGAUCUACGCUUACCGAGAUCGGGUAUGUGCGGCUUUUGAUGCUGUCGUCAAACUCUUUGACAUUUCAUCCGAGGGUGCCAUGGCAUUCGCAGACAUAGCGACCAGUCCCUGUAGCUUUACAGUCGUCAGUAAGCGAAGCAAAGCAUAUCAGUUUUUUACAGACAGUUCGACUGAGGCGCUGGCCUGGGUUGGAGCAAUCAACACAGCGAGCUCCAACAUUGCCGUCGUGUUCGAGGAGCUGAAGGAGUUUGAGCCCGAUAAAGCGACAAUCUCGGAUGCAUAUUCCAUUGAGCAUCACAAGCUGAUCGCCGGGAUGCGAAACGUCAAUGUAGUCAAGAAAUCCGCUGCAGCUUCAAUCGAGUCAAGAUCUCUUCAGGAGAGCCAAUUAGCGGCACAAGAGGAUCAGCCGCCGGCUUGGGAAGCUUCCACAAUGGCUCCGCUACUCAAACAACCCAGUUUUGACUCAGCUGGUGUCUCAAUCAUUCGAUACGAUGCUGAAAUUGAACAAAGCGGAAAGUUUUCGAUUGCAAGUGCAACCCUCGACAAACUUAUCGAAAAACUUGCCGAUGACCAACCCCCAGACUUGGACUACAUAGACGCUUUUCUCUUGACCUACCGACACAUCACCACUCCAACGACUCUACUGGCAAAACUCACCGAAAGAUAUCCUUUAUAG